Messenger RNA from Ananas comosus (pineapple), 1404 nucleotides. Its product is annotated as F-box protein PP2-A13-like. The record is from RefSeq and is a predicted model, not a curated record. The transcript is spliced from 3 exons. Gene Ontology annotation, molecular function: protein binding. The coding region runs from base 258 to 1130 and encodes 290 amino acids. Lineage: Eukaryota; Viridiplantae; Streptophyta; Magnoliopsida; Poales; Bromeliaceae.
AUCUCUCGUCCUUUCCCCCUUCGCUUUCCGCGUUCUCUCCACGCUUGUUUUAUUUCUCCUCUCUUGUCUCCGAAGCAAACGAACGGAGGAGGAGAAAGUGGGGGCGAAGAUCACCGCGAGAUCGUGAAAUUCAUGGCCUGGUAUCAUCCUUGAGGCAUUUCUCCUUGUAGAGCGCUUGAAAACCCUAGAUUUUGGGUGAAUCCUCGUUCAAAUUUGGGGAAUUUGGGGGGUCCGUGCUAGGGUUAGGGUUUCGCCUGAUGGGGGCUGGGGUGUCGAGUAUUUUGGGGCCGGAGGGGGAGGGAGGGGCCCCGGAGACGGCGCUCGGCGACCUCCCGGAGAGCUGCGUCGCGGCGGUGCUCCUCCACCUCGACCCGCCGGAGAUUUGCCGCGUGGCGCGGCUAAAUCGCGCGUUCCGAGGCGCGGCGUCGGCGGAUUUCGUGUGGGAGGCGAAGCUCCCCGCGAAUUACAGGUAUCUGAUGGGUUUGGUCUCGGAUGACGAGGAGAAGUACAAGGGCGGGCUCAGCAAGAAGGAGAUCUACGCGAGGCUGUGUCGUCCGAAUCCUUUUGACGGUGGUACCAAGGAAUUUUGGUUGGAGAAGGUGAAGGGUGGGAUGUGCUUGUCGAUAUCCUCGAAAGCGCUGGUGAUUACAGGGAUCGACGAUCGGAGAUAUUGGAAUCACAUGCCCACUGAGGAAUCCAGAUUCCGCUCUGUUGCUUACCUUCAGCAAAUCUGGUGGUUUGAGGUGGUCGGGGAGAUCGAAUUUUGCUUCCCCGCAGGCACCUACAGCCUAUUCUUCCGCCUCCACCUGGGCCGACCGUCGAGGAGGCUUGGUCGUCGGACGUGCGGCACCGAGCACGUUCACGGAUGGGACAUAAAACCAGUUCGCUUCGAGCUCUCCACCUCCGACGACCAGCAUGCGUCAUCUAAAUAUUAUUUAGAAGAGCCGGGUAGUUGGAUCCUCUACCACGUCGGUGAUUUCGUGGUAGCGAACUCUGACAAAUUGACGAAGCUCAGGUUUUCCAUGACACAAAUUGAUUGCACUCACACAAAAGGCGGCCUUUGCGUCGACUGUGCCUUGAUUUAUCCCAAGGGGUUUAAGCACGAAAAGGAGGUUGUAGUUUAUAUGUAAGUAUGUAGCUUUAUACAAUUGAUGUAGUUUGUAGAGGAGGGAUAGAGAGAGUUUGCUAGUUUCUCUUUUUUUAGUGGGAGCCUGGUAUGCAAUUAUGUGUAUAUCUUAUCAAAUAUUAAAAUCAUUUUUGCUUUGACUAUUAAGGUCUAUGAUCUGAAAGGAGUAUCAGAACAGGCCUUUAACGGGAAUAUAUUCCGAGUUUCGUGUAUUGUUGACAAAAUGAUCCUCGACGAAAAAAGAAAAAAACUUUAAAAGUGUUUUUGUAGCUAUGCAA